Schizosaccharomyces cryophilus OY26 is the source of this 1736-nucleotide messenger RNA. Its product is annotated as catalase. Lineage: Eukaryota; Fungi; Ascomycota; Schizosaccharomycetes; Schizosaccharomycetales; Schizosaccharomycetaceae. The transcript has a single exon. Gene Ontology annotation, cellular component: cytoplasm; peroxisome; mitochondrion. Gene Ontology annotation, molecular function: catalase activity; heme binding. The coding region runs from base 155 to 1708 and encodes 517 amino acids. The record is from RefSeq and is a predicted model, not a curated record. Gene Ontology annotation, biological process: hydrogen peroxide catabolic process; response to hydrogen peroxide.
UUCCAAUCGUGACGCUUACAAUUCCAAUUGUUUACAUUAUGUAAACAAUAGUUCAGAGUUACGUCUCCAAUUUACGAGGUUAUGUGCUUUAUAUAUGGGCUGUUAACACGCAUGAUAAAUUAUUCAAGAUUUUUAGUAUCAAUCCAAUUCGGAGAUGCUUGAAGAAGUUAAGAAUUUAGUAGGAGGCGAAGGCCCGCCAGUGUACACAACUAGUACAGGAUGUCCCAUCUACAAUCCACUAGCUAGUGCUCGUAUUGGCAAGGGAGGUCCUGUCUUAUUACAAGACUUUCAUUUGAUCGAUGUAUACCAGAAAUUUGAUCGUGAAAGAAUUCCAGAGCGCGUCGUGCACGCAAAAGGUUCCGGUGCUUUUGGCCUUUUUGAGGUCACCAAGGAUAUAACAAAAUACACCAAAUUGAAGAUGUUUAAUAAAAUAGGAAAGAAAACUCCUAUGCUAGCAAGAUUUUCCCAAGUUAGUGGUGAACAAGGUAGCCCCGACACUUUCCGUGAUCCGCGAGGAUUCGCUCUGAAAUUCUAUGCGGAAGAUGGUAUUUUCGACAUGGUUGGAAAUAAUACCCCUGUUUUCUUCUUGCGAGAUCCUGCCAAGUUUCCUGUGUUUAUCCACUCACAAAAACGCAAUCCUCAAACGUCCCUACGAGACAACACCGCCUAUUGGGAUUAUCUAUCUCAAAACGAAGAAUCUAUUCAUCAGGUCAUGAUUCUUUUUUCCGAUCUCGGUGGUACACCCUAUGGCUAUCGAUUUAUGGAUGGCUUUUCUAGCCAUACUUACAAAUUUGUCAACGAUAAAGGUGAGUUUCACUACUGCAAAUGGCACUUCCUUUCCGACCAGGGAACAAAAGGUAUGACUCAUGAGGAGGCUACUGAUAUGAUUGGAUUAAAUCAAGAAUUUGCACGUCAGGAUCUCUUCGAAGCAAUCGAUCGCGGCGACUAUCCUAGCUGGACUCUUUACGUGCAGGUAUUAACACCCGAAGAAGCCGAGAAAUUCAGAUAUAACUCCUUUGACCUUACCAAGGUUUGGCCCCACAAAGAUGUUCCUAUGCAAGAAGUCGGUCGUUUCACUUUGAAUCAAAACCCUCAAAACUUUUUCGCUGAAAUUGAGCAAGCUGCUUUCUCUCCCUCUCAUAUGCUACCAGGUGUUGAAGUUUCUCCUGACCCUGUCUUGCAAGUUCGUACUUUCAGUUAUCCCGAUACACAUCGCCAUCGCUUAGGUGCCAACUUUGAGCAAAUUCCUGUGAACAGUGCUAGAUGCCCCGUUUUUAAUUAUUCUCGUGAUGGUCCCAUGAAUGUCACUGACAACCAAGGCAGCAUGCCAAACUAUCCUUCUUCAUUACAGCCCUUAGCAAAAGAGUAUCAUGAGCCCAAUGAGAAGCAUGAAAAAUGGGUUGGUGAAGUCACUUACCACAUGGAUGAAAUUACCGACGUCGAUUUUGAGCAACCUAGAGCAUUCUGGGAGAAGGUACUAGGAAAGCAACCGGGACAACAAGACAAUUUUGUCAAAAACGUUGCUUUGCAUUUGUCCAAAGCAAUUCCCGUAGUACGUCAAAGACAGUAUAAGGUAUUUGAAAAAGUAGAUCCUGAAUUGGGAGCUCGAAUCAAGGAGUCUACUGAAAAAGCUGCCGAAAAGCUUGCUGCAACCGAAAAUAAAGUUAUAAAUGAAGGCAAUAAACACAUGUUCGAACCAGCAAAUUAAAUAUGAUACGAACAGUUACGAUAUUAAU